AUGCACCAACCGCCGCCGAACUCAGCCACAGUCCCCAACGCGCCGCCGCAAAUCAGCGUGAACGGAAAUCAACUGUAAGUGGUGGAGAACUUCCCGUAUCUGGGCAGUACCCUCUCCCGCAACACCAAGAUUGAUGACGAAGUCGCCAACAGGAUCUCGAAAGCCAGUCAAGCCUUCGGUCGUCUCCGAAGCACAAUUUGGAAUCGCCACGGUCUUCAGAUGAGCACGAAGUUGAAGAUGUACAAGGCCGUCAUCCUGCCGACGUUACUGUACGGAGCAGAGACAUGGACGGUGUACACGAGACAGGCACGCCGACUGAACAACUUCCACCUCAGUUGUCUCCGUCGCAUCCUGAGGCUGAACUGGCAGGAUCGAAUCCCCGACACGGAAGUACUGAAACGGACGGGAAUCCCCAGCAUCUACGCCAUAAUGAAACAAAUGCAGCUGCGCUGGAGCGGCCACCUGGUGCGCAUGGACGACGAGCGACUACCCAAACGACUCUUCUACGGAGACGUCGCGACGGGUUCUCGUCGUCAAGGAGGCCAAAUUCGCCGUUACAAGGAUACUCUGAAGUUCUCCCUGAAGCGCCUGCAAAUCAACCCGACCAACUGGGAAGAGCUCGCUCGCGAUCGUCCGACAUGGAGAAGAACAGUGAAGACGGGCGCUGCUAUCUAUGAAGCCAACCGAAUCGCCGCCGCCAAAGCGAAACGCGAAGCUCGCAAAUCACAACUUCACCCAGUCCGCAACGACGCCGCACAACCUCCCCUACGUGUCCUCGAUGUCAACGGACAUUCCGGGCACGAAUCGGACUUGUUGGACAUCUCCGAACCAACUGCACCUCUCAAACUGCUCCAGCCAUCGUCCCCCCGCCCGCCUCUUCCUCGUCCUCUCUUCCGCCAACUAACUCUGACACUCCUUCUGCACCACCACUUCCAUCCUCCUCCUUCUCCUCCACUGCCCCAUCGGCGGCCGUUCAGACUGCCGUCUCACACAUCACCAACCCCGACACAAUAA
Spirometra erinaceieuropaei is the source of this 1014-nucleotide messenger RNA. NCBI's taxonomy places the organism in Eukaryota, Metazoa, Platyhelminthes, Cestoda, Diphyllobothriidea, Diphyllobothriidae. The record is from the annotation of a GenBank genome assembly.